AUGUGUCCUGUCAUUUUCAAUCAAUUAGAAUUGUUAAGUAAUGAAUUAUUACUUGAUAUUUUUGAAUAUCUUGAUGCAUACAAUUUGUAUCAAGCUUUUUAUGGCUUGAAUCAUCGUAUUAAUGAUCUUCUUCAAUCGACUCAUUUACAUAUGAUUUGCGAUUCAUUAAAUGAAAAUGAAAUAGAUUGGAAUACACUUAAAUCAUGUAUCAAUCCAUCACAAAUUCGUAUAUUAUCUUGUUAUAAUGAUAUUAACAUAGAUAAUCAUUUUUUAUCUUCUGUUAAAGAAAAUCUACGGUCAGUUCGUUUACGUGAAAUGAAUCAUGAAUCGAUAAAUACAAUAUUUCAACAUUUUCCAAGUGGUAAUCAAAUUAAAUGCUUAUCUAUUAGAGAACAUUGGUAUUAUACAAAUUCAAAUAGUCAUUGUCUCUUUCAUUCUAUAUUAGUCGAUAAUGCUGAUCGUUUUACUUUACUUGUUAAUCUUUCACUAUCCUGUAGUCAUUAUGUAGAUGUUUUUCCUACUGUUUCAGUUCAAUUUUUACAACUCCGUCAUCUAUCGAUUAAUAACUAUUAUUGGUCAACAAAUUUUCUUCAAUUUCUUCAAAAUAAUGUACCAAACCUCAAAUCACUAAAAUUUAUUGGAUAUUAUAAUGUAUUGAAUCUACCAUCGGAUUUUGCUUUGAAGCACGUUGAUGAACUGCAUAUGAAUAAUUCCGGUAGCUUCGGUCAAUUGCAAAAUAUACUUUCUGUGUUUCCUUGUUUACGUCGACUUCAUAUAGAUCAGCAAAACAAUAGACAACUUCCAAUUAUUAAUGGUAUUCAAUGGCAACAGUUGAUUGAAAAGUAUUUGACUAAUUUAAAACAACUUACUAUUGAUUAUGGUAACGGGAUUGAUGAAGAAAUUAUAAAGACAUUCUAUACAAAUGAGUUUUGGUCAACGAAAAAAGUCAAGGUUAAGAUGAUAGUAAAUAAAACACAAGCUCGAUAUCCACUUGUUAAAACAAUUUAUUUUGGCCAACAAUGGCAGUUUAGAUACUUUGAUAACUUUGAUUUGUAA
Messenger RNA from Rotaria sordida, 1056 nucleotides. NCBI's taxonomy places the organism in Eukaryota, Metazoa, Rotifera, Eurotatoria, Philodinida, Philodinidae. The record is from the annotation of a GenBank genome assembly.